AUGUCUGCUGGGAGCCUCGGGAGAAAGGUGUGGAGGCUGAUGGCUGUCUGUGUGUGGGUGGAGAGCGAGAGAGAUUGGUGUUGCCACUACGUCCUGGACUCAAGCUAUCUCCUGGCGCUCCCUGCUUUUGGGGAACACCGCCCUGUUGGUUCCAAGUAUGCUUUGGUUCCUGUCCAAGCCCACUUGGGCUGCUCACUUUGCUGGGAGAUCCCGGCCCCUCUGAAAGGUGUGCUGCUGCGGGCCCCAGCACCGGGGAUGCUGGAGCAGCUGGUGGGGUGGGGCGGAGGCGCCGACAAGAACCAGCCUGUGGCGGGGACUGGGGGUGGCAGCAGGGAGCCUCUGGAAGCGGGGGUCUGCAGCAGGGGGAGCGGGCAUUGCACGCUGACCUGGAGGCCCUCUCCCAGAGCUGGGGGUGCAGAGGUGCCUUGGUCGUGGGGCCAGCAGGCCUCGUGCAGGGGCCCUGGCAGACCCUGGCCCACUGUGCACCUCGCUGCAGGAGUCCGGGGUGCCCCUCCCGGCUGCCGGAGUGUACCGCCUGGGACGCGGCUCACCCUCCUGAUCGGAACCUGGUGCCUGGAAGACGUCCCAGCUCCCUGGAGGCGCGCCCUGCACCGUCAGGCAUCUCCUGCCCAUCCCCACACUCCCAGCCGGGACCCCUGCGCAGGACAGGCGGGGGCCCUUGUACCCCCACUGCCCCCAGCCCUGGGGACUCUCCCUGCUCCAUCCAGACCGCAGAGCUGCUCUGCUCCUCAGCCAUGGCCCCCGUCACCGCCUGGGGUGGCCACUCCCGCUGUUCAUACGCGCCACUGUCCUGAGUCCCUGGGACUCAGUAGGUGCCUUGUCAUCAUGACGGUGACUGAGCUGACUCCACGGGCCCACGUCAGCACAAGGAGUCAUCCAGCCACGGAGGCUGUGGAUUCAGAAACAGACAUCCAUUCAUUGAGGCAAAUGUGAAAGGACAGAAAGUUAUAAAGAAGGAAACAGACAUCACCUUGGUGUUCCCAUCUUUCAGAGAUAACCUUUGUUAGCAUCUCGUGGUAUUUCCCUCUACCUUUACUCCUGUGUAAAUAUAUGUAAUACUUAUCACAUGAUUUGUAAUAUGUAAUUACUUUUCACACACAGGGUCAUACUGUGUGUAUUCUAUAUCUUCAUUUUUAAUGUAUAAAUCCACUGAGUUAUGAGACCAUGACAUUAAGUAUUUUAAUGCCUGUGUGUUUAUGGUCUACUGUUGUUUAUUUGCCAUCCAGCCCCUCAUUACUUGGACAACCCCACAUCUUUUUUGUUUUUAUCUCUGUGUAUAUAAGCAUGCAAUGAACAUUUGCCUAUUUGAAU
This is a messenger RNA of Cervus elaphus (red deer), 1332 nucleotides long. RefSeq lists its product as uncharacterized. The transcript is spliced from 4 exons. The coding region runs from base 1 to 954 and encodes 317 amino acids. Lineage: Eukaryota; Metazoa; Chordata; Mammalia; Artiodactyla; Cervidae. The record is from RefSeq and is a predicted model, not a curated record.